Messenger RNA from Paramecium sonneborni, 2605 nucleotides. The record is from the annotation of a GenBank genome assembly. Lineage: Eukaryota; Ciliophora; Oligohymenophorea; Peniculida; Parameciidae.
AUGUUUAUUUAUUAUUUAUUAACUAUAACUCUUGCAGCACUGCCAAAGGCAAACUUGUCUAUUGGUCCAUUAUUGUAAUCACAAUAUGAUGAUGAAGAUUAAGAUUAAAUUGUUUAUGUUAAUGGAAAAGUACAUGAAAAUUUUGAUUUAACAUCAUUUCCAUCCUUAUCUUGUUGUCCUAAUAAUGUUACAAAAUUUAGAGUGAUGAACUUAAAUGCACAAGGGCCAACUAUUUAACGAUUUAAUCUUCCAUUUUAUAUAGAGAAUCUUGGUGAAGAACCUUUACUUAUUGAAUGGUUAAACAUUACAGAGGAACUUUCAGAUUAGGAUAUUUAAAUCUAACUUAAUUAUACAACAGAUUAACCAAUUAUAUUUGGUUUCGAUAAUUAUUUAGGAUUAAAUAUAACACAUUUAUGCUAUAAAAAACUUAAUAAUGACAAAUAUUGGAGUAUGAAACGAGUUAGUUUAUAAUUUGUAGGAUUUGAUCCUGUUAUAUUUAAUUAUCAAUUUUUAUGUGGAAAAGAUUAUUAUCCUGUAAGGUAUAAAUUUUAUUUAAUUAGAUUUGAUUGGAGUAAUAUUAUAUUAAUAUUUUUUGAAAGUGUAAUUAUAUUAGUUCUUUCUAUGUUUGGUAAGAUUUAUGCUUUUAAAGUUGUUUUCAUAACAAAAAAACUUAAAAAAGAAUUACCUUAAGAGAAAUUAGAUAAAAUUGCAUAGGAGAGUUCUCCAUUUUAAGGUUUUUCAUUAUCAUGGUCUUAAGCAUUAUUUUAUAUGAUACUAUUAUUGGGGGCUUUAUUUAUUUCAUUGUAAUUAUAAAAAAAGGCUGAAAUACCAAUAUAGGCUCUAGCUUUUGCUCUUUGUGUUUUUUGUACUAUUCACUUUAUUGAUGAAUUGUUUUGUGCAUUCCGAAAAUAAAUUCCAUUUUUUGUUAAAUUAAUAUUUUAUAUAAGAUAUUGUGAUAUAUUUGCUUUAAUUCUAGGUGUUGGAUUAUUUGCUAUUUAUAUGGCUACAGAAUAAAUCUGGAUUGUAAAUAUGUAUUUUUAUGUAGUUAAGCAAUUUAAUAUCAAUUUGUAUUCUUGGCUCGCUCAUUAAAUUAUUAAAGAUUACUUCUCUCAAACAUUGUUUAUUGUUUUUCUUACCAAUUAUGGCUAUGGAUAUAUUCUGUUCAAUUUAUUUAGCGAUUAAUAUUAGAUAUGAAUGGGAUAGUUUGAUUCUAAGAUAUUUUAAUACACCAUUAUCUGCUUAAAUUCCAUACUUUAGAUUUAUAUACAAAAAGAAAUGUGCAUGGGUUUCUAUCUUCAAUAUCCUAUUUCCAGGUUAAAAUCUUAUAUAUAAUAGGUUUCUUUCUUGGAUAUGUUCAUCGAUUUGAUAGAUUAAAAAAAACAUUUGUUUAUGAAAUAGUAAGUUUUUUCGGUCUUUUAAUUGGUUUAGUACUUUGGGUUAUAAUUUAAUUCUUGAUAUCAUUCCCUUUGCCUACGUAAUUUAUAUUCAAAAUUAAAUAGAUCAAUAUUCACAGAAGUUUUAAUGGUUUUAACAUGCACAUUAAUUGCAUUCAGAAGAAAUGAAUUAAAUUUAUUUUGGACUGGUAAUUUUUAUGAUGAAAUUUUAUUAAAUCCAUUCAAAAAUGAAAUGGAUAAAAAAUCUAUUAAAUUAAUUAGCUUUUUCAAUAUAGGUGUAUCUUAAGAAUUGAAAAAAAAAUAUGCUUUAAAUUCUGGUGUUGAAGAAACUGCUAAUGCUUAUGAACCAUUUGAAUUAGUAAAAGCAAAUUAAAAUGGAGAUUUAAAAUUAGAUUCUAUCUUAUUUGAAGGAUUGUAAUCAUUUUAAGACAUAUAUUCAUCACCUAAUCAAACAUUUAGAAAUAAUGACUAAAUUUUAAAUAAAUAAUAAUAAAAUACAAUUGAAACAUAAAAAUAAUAAGAUAUUUAAACUGGUCUUAAAGAAAAUAAAGUUACUUCUACUGAGGAUCCUAUAAUUUAAAAUAAAUAAAGUCUUAAUAAUUAAGAAAUUGAACCACUCAUCUAGAAUUAAAAUGGAACAGAAUUUAAUAAUAAGAUAAAUGAGAAUCCUUCAAUAGAGUAACCAUAAUUAAAUAUUAAUACUUAAAAUUAAAAAAAUUAAGUUGAAGAACAAUAAGAAAUAAUUGUUUAAUAAAAUUCUGAAUCUAUUGAUGUUCAAAAAUAAAAAUCUUUAGGCAAAGCUAAAAUUACUUUUAUUGAGAAUAAAAAACUUGAAGAAAUAAUUCUAGAGACUCCAAAAAUUUAAUCAAAUAAUAAUGAAUAGGACAAGAAAUCUAUAAAAAAUGACAUUAAAAUAGAAGAUAAAGAAUAAUAAAAGGUUUAAUAAGGAAUUUAAAAUUAAAAUAGUAAUCAAUAAAAUAAAGUUGAUUAAGUUUAAGAAAAAUAAAAUCUAUAAUAAAAUAAUAAAGUUUAUAGUUCCCCUGCUCGAUAAAAGUAUUAAGUUAACACUCAGAAAGCAAAAGAACCAGAAGUUGAUCGCUUUAAAUAAAAGUAAUAAUUAAGGCAAUAAAACGAUAAUUUUAAAAAAAACUUAGAGUUUUUCCAAAAUCAAGAAAAAGCAGGUAAUUUUAAGGCCCCUGCAAAAAAAUGAG